AUGGACAUUGCGCCGGAGAAGAAGGCGUACGCGCUCGAAACCCUGGGUGCCGACCAGUUCCUGCUGAGCCACGAGCUGGAAGCCGCGGCUGGAACCAUGGACGGGAUCCUCGACUGUGUGUCGGCCUUCCACUCAAUCCAGGCUUACCUGAAUCUCUUGAAGCCGCACGGAAAGCUGGUGGUGGUGGGCUUGCCGGAGAAGCCACUGCAGCUGCCGAUGUUUGCUCUGGCGACGGAGAGGAAAAUGAUUGGCGGAAGCAUGAUCGGUGGGAUUAAGGAGACGCAGGAGAUGAUCGACUUUGCGGCUAAGCACAAUAUAUUGCCGGAUGUUGAGAUUAUUUCAAUGGAUUACAUAAAUACGGCUAUGGAGCGCCUUGCCAGAGCUGAUGUCAAAUACAGAUUCGUCAUUGAUGUGGCGAAUUCACUUAAAGCUUAG
This is a messenger RNA of Striga hermonthica, 435 nucleotides long. The record is from the annotation of a GenBank genome assembly. Lineage: Eukaryota; Viridiplantae; Streptophyta; Magnoliopsida; Lamiales; Orobanchaceae.